AUGAGUGACUGUUGGAAAUAUUUUAAAAAAGCUGAAAACAAAUUGCACGUAAUAUGUUCGUUGUGCAAAUGUAAAUUAAAAUAUACAAACGGAACCUCUAAUAUGUGGAAUCACCUAAAAAAUCGACAUAUUGCAGCAAAAUCUGGAAAAUUAAGUCAGCAUAGUAUACAGAAAAAGCCCCUGUCAGAUGCAGCCAGUUCACAACCGGGACCUUCCCAUUUUCAUUCUCAAGAAAUAGACGUUGCUGGUCAUUGUUUGUCGGAAUCGGAAUCGUCACACAUUUCAUUAGCAUCAGAAACUGAAUUUAUAGAAACUAACAACGACCUUACAUCCAUAUCUCUUUGUGAGAGUACUUCAACCUCUAGCUCAGUAACACAAAUCGAUCAAAUCUUUCUGCCAAAAGGAACUGCUCUGAAAAAGCAAGAAACGACCACUAAUGCUAUAGUGAACAUGAUAAUUAAGGAUAUGUUACCUCUCUCAUUCGUAGAAGGCGUAGGAUUCAUUGAAUUUAUCAAGAAGACAAUACCAUCAUAUAAAAUUCCAUGUCGAAAUACCAUAAAGAAUAGAAUUUCAGUAAUUUACGAUGUCGAAAAACAAAAAAUUAUAAGUGAAGUAGGAAAAUUUGAUUGGGUUUCUCUUACCACGGACUGCUGGUCUUCCAGAAAUAAUGAAUCGUAUAUUACUGUAACCAUGUACGCAAUUUCAGCAGAAUGGAAGCAUGUCAAUUACACACUCACUACAGAAGUAAUGGAAGACAGACACACUGGUGAAAAUUUAAGAAGGAAAAUGGAAGAAAUCAUCAGUACAUGGAAUCUUUCUGGAAAAGUUUGUGCUGUUGUUCAUGAUAAUGCUGUGAAUAUUGUUAGUGCCAUAAAAUAA
Messenger RNA from Psylliodes chrysocephalus, 879 nucleotides. The record is from the annotation of a GenBank genome assembly. Lineage: Eukaryota; Metazoa; Arthropoda; Insecta; Coleoptera; Chrysomelidae.